UUUUUGUUUUUUUACAAAAACAAUUUUACUAUUUAUCUCCCUUCUAUUUAUCUCCCUUAUGGUUACUACGCUACAAUGUAAACAUAGACUAUAGGUGCGAGUAGCGCGGGAACUAUGAACGUAUGUACCUGUAAUGGAGGGGUAUUCAUCGGAUGACGAUAGCGAUACUUUGUCUGAAGGUUCUGACCUACAAUUAUUUAGCGAUUACGAGUUUUCAUCCGACACAGACAGUGACAAUGACACCCAGCAAACAGAGUCAUCGAUAGAGGCAGACAGUCAACAAACAGAGGCGGGUGAGGAUGACUUUUGGUCGUAUGAUCUCCAUCCAGUGGAUGUAGCACCAUUUACAGAGCCAGUAGGACCAGAACACAAUCUUCUACCUGAUGAUGACUUGAUUAAGUAUUUUUACUUGAUGAUAAAUGAAGAAUUCUUUGAAAUUGCGGCUCGGGAGACUAACAGAUAUGCAGAGCAGGAAAUGACACGGAAAGGUUCCCGCGAUUCUGUUUGGUAUGCCACGACAGGUGUUGAAAUGAAAGCCUUUUUUGGAAUGACUAUUAUUAUGGGGAUAAACCAAGUGCCUCGUAUUGAUAUGUAUUGGUCCGAAAACCCGUUUGUUGGAAAUGCUGGUUUCAAAACAUGCAUGACGAGAACAAGAUUCGAAAAAUUACUGCAAUAUCUGCAUAUCAAUGACAACGAUGCUCAGGCACCUGCUGGAUCACCUAAUUUCGACAGAUUUCAUAAAAUCAGGCCUCUUAUCAACAUGACGAGAGAAAAUUUCAAGAAGGUUUACAAACCAGGGAAGUGCCAAAGCAUCGAUGAGGGCAUGAUAAGGUACAAAGGACACCAUUAUGCCCAGCAGUACACCCCAGGAAAACCAAUAAAACGUGGUCUGAAGAUAUGGAUGAGAUGUGAACCAAGCGGCUACACGAAUGACUACAGGGUGUACCUUGGUAAACACGAUUCUAUGUGUGGUCCAUCAUUAGGGGAACGGGUUGUCAAACAUUUAUGCAAGCCUCUGAAGUGGAAAGGUCACCAUGUUUUUUUUGACAGAUAUUUUACUUCCAUUCCACUCCUCCAAACUUUGGAAUCUUACGGGAUAUAUGGAUGUGGCACAAUUAUGUCAAACAGGAAAGGGUUUCCAUUACAGCUCAGGAAUCCACACCUUCCUGAGAGGGGCGAUGCUGAGCAGAUGCAGCACAAUAAUCUUGUUGCCACAGUCUGGAAUGAUGCUAAACCUGUUCACAUUGUAUCUACAACUUCUGACCCUCUUGGAGAUGGCCCAGCUCAGAGAAAGGUUCGGGGCGGAGGUGUAAUUGUUAUUCAGCGGCCACCUGCUGUGGAACUCUAUCAGGAAAACUACUAUGGGGUAGAUAGAACUCAGCAAUAUAGGUCGAAGUGCCCUGUAGGCCGUCCGUCCAAGAAAUUUUGGAAGUAUCUGGUGAAUUUUAUUUUUGAAAUUUCGCUAAUUAAUACCUUCCUGCUUUGGUUAGAGACCCCAGAUACAAAAAAACCAACGAAACAUUUCUCGAUGAUCGACAGCAAUCUAGCCAUCGCAGAGAAACUUAUUGGUGACUUUUCUAGCAGGAAGCGAGCGCCUUCGACUGAACGGGGGUUUCCAUGUAUUAGUGUUGCCAGUAUCGACAGACAUAUUAGCACAAAGCUGACGAGACCACGUGGAAAAUGUAAGCAGUGCACACAGAACGGUCGAAGAAGUGACACAUUUUUUGGCUGUAGCAUUUGUAAUGUACAUCUUUGUAGAGGAGCUUGUUUUCAGGCCUUCCAUGCUAAUCACAACUUGCUUGCAUAA
Messenger RNA from Saccostrea cuccullata (small rock oyster), 1807 nucleotides. RefSeq names its product piggyBac transposable element-derived protein 4-like. NCBI's taxonomy places the organism in Eukaryota, Metazoa, Mollusca, Bivalvia, Ostreida, Ostreidae. The record is from RefSeq and is a predicted model, not a curated record. The transcript has 7 exons. Bases 134 to 1807 code for a protein of 557 amino acids.